CCCUGGCAACCAUUAGAAACAUCAUGGCGACAGGGUAUCGAGGGGUAGUGUGGUGAGUGCUCGGAUAGGACCGGCGAUUUUCCCGUUUUUGGCGUAGAAUUCCUCAAGUUUUGACCACUUUAGAUAUAUUUUAGGACAGUUGGGAUGUUUGGACAUUGCCUGGUGCAAGAAUUCUCCACUUAUGAGGAAAUUUGAACGAUUUCUGAGGUAAAUUCCGACACGGGACGUCCCAAGGAGCGAGCCUGUUGCACAUCCAAGAUGGACGCUGUCAGACGACACUGAGCGAUUUUUAACCAGACUUUCCUCGCAAUUCCUGACGAAAUGUCGAACCUGAACUUGUCAUUACUUAGCCGCGGGAUCGGCCAAGUCUCCGGGAACGGCCAGGAAAAAGUAGAUGUCUUUCUGGAGCCCGAGGACUACUAUAAUAUGUUCCCACAAUUCAAAGUACGCCACAAGUACUGCAAGAGGAAACGGAAAGCUUCAAAGCACAAGACCAGCCGCUCCUACCCGCUCGGAACCCUAGACAUGGACUAUCAUAACAUCCCCUCAGAGGAGCAGCGGAAUCAGUUUUUCCUGCCACCGAUCGAAAGCCGACAGCUUUCUCGGGGAACCCACCACACCAAGUCCGUCCGCGGGGCAACAACAGCCCAUACAGAACGCUUCUCCAGCCCUCUCACUGUGCCACGGACAUUUAGCACCAGGAAAGGGCCACUGUUACUGUACUCUGAGGACUUAGCGCACAAGACACACGAAGGCAAGGUGGAGAAGAGGAAAAGAAGGGCUCGGCAAUUGAGAAGACUUUCUGAGAUAGAAGAAUCCUUCCAGCUGAAAAAUAUUAGUGAUCUAAGCAAGGCAAUCCUACAGUAUGGCAAAGCGACUGGUUCCAAUGAGGAGUUGUAUCUCAAAUUCCUGCACCAUCGACAGAAAGAUCUGUGGGCUCGUAAGGUGCGGCCAGGGUUCUCAGCAAAACGAUACAUCUCCAACUGGUCCAGACUCUGGGAUGACAGCAUGCUCAACAAGUUAAAGUCAUCAGGCAGGGUAUCUGACAAGACGCUGUACAGAGAAAACCCCUUCGGACACAGUCUGUCUACCAAGCGGCGCUACGAGAACUUGUCGUACAUCCCUCCGCCGUACCGUCUCAACCGUAACAUGAUGCAGUCUCCCGGAAACUUUGGCAACUACGAGUUUUACCGUGUUAAACCCGACAUGAUAGAUUCUGGCCGUGGUACCCCAGACUCAGCCAUGGAGGUUGACCAGGAGUCUGUUAUAGGCCCGGUGUCACCUCCCCACCACCCCAGCCCCUUCGGACAGAUCAAGACUGUCGUACACGAGGAUGGGAACAUCAAGGAACUGCCAUACAACGAGCUCAGACUAGGGGAGAAACAUGAGGUUCUUACAGAGCUGCUAGCAACUGCAUACGCACACCAGCUGUCCAGUCGUGAGGGAGGGGAGCCAGAAGAUAUCUAUGAUGAGGUCAAAGACAACGCCUCAACUACAACACAGGUGGACAUGAGGAGGGCCAUUGAGUCACUCGUCACUUCCACCAAACCACCGAGCAGACCGGCUCCCACGUUCCCAAACUUUAACCGCCGCGCCAGCGUUCUGACGUUAGACAUCCCCGAGGCAGAGAGUACAGAGGGGAACCCGAACCCUUCACAUGCCAAGUACUACACUGGGAUGCUGAAGGGAAGCGGACUCACUUCAGAAACUACCAUGAGAAGAGCGUCCAUCGCAUCCACCCAGCCCGGCCGAGAGACCCACUUUAGUGUUCCCAGCCUGUCCACACGAGACCACAGCAGAGCCACUCCCUCUAGGCAGUACUCCAGUACCACUUUCGAGGGAACCCUUCCACCCAUACUGCCUCCUAUAGCCAAGGACAGGAUGGCCAAGCAGAGUGACACUGGGUACCAGACAGAUGUUUUCCAAGGUGAUUUAGCGGAGGUACAGAGUGAGAUAUCGAGUGUUCCCAACCUCCCUCCCAUCAAGGUGGGGAUAAAGAGGGGCAGUGUGGAUUACCGGACUGUUAGAGAGGUGUCAGACAAAGUGCCAGAGAAACUUCCUACCAUCACAAUGGAACCUCCAACCCCCCUGCACCACCUUGGAGGGGGUACCCCCCAGAAGGGCACCCCCCUGCAGGAGCGGCCUGAGAUUAGAGCCACCAUGGCAAACACUGGAUUCGAGCCGUGGCAAAGCACCACAGAUGAGUCCCUGGAUGAUGAUGAACAUGGCUGGGUACAGAUGGAUGAGGAGGAGAUCCUUCGGCGAGCAGAGGAGGAGGAGAAAAUGGCUGCCGCGGUCGAGAAACAAUCCGAGAAACACUCCAGCAAGCGCUCCAAGUCUUCUGCUCGUUCCUCUCUCGGUAGUAAGAUAGGGGAAGUAGUAGAGGAAGAGCCGGAGGAGGAAAAUGAAGAGGAGGAUGAUGAAGAAGAUGAGAUAGAUGUAGAUGAAGAAGAAGAUGAUGAGGAAUAUGAAGAAGAUGAAGAAGAAGAAGAAGAGAUGGAAGAAAGAACAGAAGAACGCAUGUCUGUUGUGGUGACUCCUAAGCCAAAAUCUUCUGCUCCUCAAGGAAAGGAGACUCCAGCCUCCAAGGCGUCUUCCUCCGGGAAGAAAGUGGAGAAAUUUGUCAUCGGGAAAGUUCCCACUCCCAAAAGGGAGAGAGUGGAGAAGAUUGAAGCCCCUCCUCCGACUGCUGAGGACACUGCACCGCCUAAAAAGGAGGCGAAAAAGACACUUCCUCCAAAGGGAGGUGGAGUGACACCAAGAGGGGCAGAACAGAAAGCAGCAGCAAAACCGAAACCACAGAAACAACCAUCACAAGCAAGCCUGGGGGAAAACCUGGCUAACUUGGCAGCAGAGUCAGUAGGAGAUGGCAGUAGGAAGAGGAGAGGCAGCGGCAGUGUGGCUGGUGUUAGUGUGUCUGGGAGUGAGAAGAGCAACCGGAGUCUGGUGGUCAGGAGUAUAGGGGAUGGCAGUAUAGCGGGAGGAGAUGCUGCCAGUGUGAAGAGUAGCCAGGACAGCCUGAGUGCCCCGCCCUCCCACGUCCACCAGUCCAUGAGGGGGAGUCAGAUGAGCAGUCGGGCUGCCAAGUUUAGUGGGCGGUCGGACAAGAAGAAAGAUGCUGCUAGUGAGGCUGGAAGUCAGCGGAGUAGUCUUCGGGGGAGUGUCAUUGUUGCACCCGGAGGGGAGGUGGUCAGUGUGGGAGGGUCCGUUAAAGCUGCGUCUGAGUCUGGGAGGUCACAACAGCCGGAGGAAGACAGAGAGGAUGACCGUAUGUCAGAAGACUCUGGUCACAUGUCAGAAGGAGAGGAAGAGCCAGCUGAGAUCCAGUCAGUGGCAUCUGGCCCCUCCCUGGGGUCACAAAGAGCAUCUAAGAUUUAUGGCUACUCCAAAAGACAAGAAAUCGAUGUCACGAGUGGCGACUUCGAUGCCUCUGCCUUCCUCUCGGCUCGUAGCGUGAAGUCGGAUGACUCGAAGUCGCAGAAAUCAGAGGAGGACAAAGAUUCCCGCUCACAGAAGGGCUCUGUGAAGAGCUCUGUGAGUAACCCUAACCUGGCCAGCAAUGCCCCCAGUCUGGCUCCUAUAGAGGAUGAGGGGGAGGAAGAGGAGGAGGAAGAGGAAGAAGAAGACUGGCCAGCCCUGGCUAAAGAAGCAAGCGACCGUGAGUCGCAGGGGUCCCUGGCUGCCUCCCAGAAGUCACUGCGUGAGCACGCUGCGGCAAUCGCUGCUGCCGUUCUGCAGAAACAAGGGACGGGGAGAGACCUCGGCACAGACGCUCUGGUUGCUGCCAGAUUAUGGCGAGAGGUUGACGACAUGGUGAGACUAGAGGACCUCCCGCCGCGUGCACGAUCGGCCGACCCCCAGCCGAAGCAGCGGGAGAAGGAAAUGGUUCACGACAGCGAGGGGAAUGAGAUUGAGGUGGACGUACUCGGACCCCUUCCCGAGGCCGGCCAGCUGAGUCAUAAGAUGAGCCGAUCGGCCGGACCGCUGGUGGCAAUCGCUCGGGAGAUGAAAAAACAAGCAGCUCUCCUUGGUAUGGAAGGAGAAGACUUUGAGGUUGAUGCAGACACUCUACAGCAGCUUCAGGACGAGUCUCUGACUCCUGAAGACAUCGAGAUUGUCCGAGACGAGGCGACAGGGAAGAACAUCAUCCGGUCCAGACGAUCAUCAAAAGCAAGUGAAUUGUCAAGCAAGCCAAGUCUAGCAGCUGCUCAACCUGUCAAAACAACAGCCCCGAAACCUCCCAAACCAGCUGCUAAACCAGCAGCUAAACCUAGCGAACCACUCAAGCCUGACGUCACAAACUAUGGCAAAGCCGACGCACCAGAAAAAGAAGAGAAACCCGAAAAAGAUGAACAGAAAGCUCGAGUCCCGCUUGCCCCCGUGGCCGAGACAAAGAAGGAAGUUAAACCAACGCCUAAGAAGGAAGAAGCGCCCAAGAAGGUUGAGACACCCAAGAAGGCUGAGCCACCUAAGAAAGAAGAGCCAGCCAAGAAAGUAGAGACACCAAAGCCUGCCAAAGAAAAGAAGGAAAAAGUUGUUGCAAAGGAGGAGCCAGCACCUAAGAAAGAAGAGAAGGAGAAGGAGAAAGAAAGCCCAGCCAAGGCAGAGAAACAUCCAAAGGAAAAGGAAAGUAAGAAGAAGAAGAAGCCCAAGUCACCCGUUAAAGAAGUUGCCAAAGAAGAGCCAGAACCCCCGAAGGAGGAAACACCUGAACCUCCGGCUGAGAAACCAGGCAAGUCCGCCAAGGGUUCAGCCAAGAGUGGGAAAAGCACAAAGAGUCAUUCUUCACUGGAGGACAGGCCAACAUUUGUCAUUGGUCAACCCAAGACAGAAGUGAAAGCUGAGGAGCCUCUGCCCGUACUCCCUAAGAAAGAAGCUGUACCCAAAGCUACCAAAGCAGCACCUGCCAAGAAAGGAGGGAAGAAGAAAGGAAAGAAAGAAAAAGAGAAGAAACCUGAAGAAGCUGCUCCAGAGGCAGAAGAAGAGGCGCCUGCACCGGAGGAAGAGAUUGUCAGGUCACCAACCCCCGAGCCAGAGGAGCUUGAACCUGAACCUGAGCCCGAACCAGAACCUGAGCCAGAACCUGAAGAGGAAGAAGAAACGCCAUCGGAGUCUCCCACAAAAGCAUCUAUACCCUCGGCCACCCCGUCCCGUGCCUCCCCGGAGAAGACGGCGACGCCUGCCCUGGUCCAGCCGCUACCCUUCGGCACAGUCAACGCUCCCCCCUCCACCAAGAGUGAAGACAGUGCAGAGGCGGACCAUGGAGUAGACGAGGAGGCUGCUGAAGCUGCCAAGGCAGCUGCUCGGGAGAAGCGGGCCCAGAGAGAGGCUGCUCGCGCCGCGGCCGCCCAGAAACGGAAGGAAGAGGUCGAGAGGAAACGGAAGGAGAGAGAAGAGCAGAAGAGAAGGGAACAGGAGGAGAUUGAACGGCAGGAACGAAUGAAGCAGGAGUUGGAGGAUGAGAGGAAGAGGAGAGAUGAAGAACACAAGAGGAGGAAAGAGCAGAUGGAGGAGGAGAAGAAGAAGCAGGCUGAUGAGGAGGAGAAGAGGAGGCAGGCGGAGAUCGCCCGGCUGGAGAGGGAGCGCAGACAGCAGGACGAGUACCGCCGCAUGAUGGCCGAGAUGCAGCGCAAGAAGAAGGAGGAAGAGCAACGCAAAGCUGAAAUUGCAGCAGAAAGAGCGAGGGAAGAGGAAGAGAGACGGAGAGAAGAAGAAGAAAAGAUGGCCCAGAUGGAGGAAGAGGAACGUCUCGAGUACGAACGACAGAAGAGAGAAGAGGAAGAAAGAAGACGGAAAGAAGAGGAGGAGAGAAGAAUACGAGAAGAAGAAGAGGCAAGAAUUCGAAUGGAGGAGGCCAGACUUCUUGCAGAACGGAUGGCGAAGGAACGGGCCAUCUUGGAAGAGAAGCUUAAGUUCCAGAGAGGACUAGCAUCAGAAUCUAGCAACUUGGAACAUGGACAGAACCUCAAUCCAGCAUUUACCUUUUCUUACUUUGAACUUCUGCAGCUCUUAGGACUGCAGUUUCCUACCGAGGAGGGGGACAAGGAUGUCAAUGGAUAGAAACUAUUUCUGCUCUCCUAUU
Molecule: messenger RNA, 6082 nt
Organism: Branchiostoma floridae (Florida lancelet)
Lineage: Eukaryota; Metazoa; Chordata; Leptocardii; Amphioxiformes; Branchiostomatidae
Product: titin homolog
Exons: 29
Coding region: 322-6060 (1912 amino acids)
Source: RefSeq, a predicted model, not a curated record